Molecule: messenger RNA, 1059 nt
Organism: Paramecium tetraurelia
Lineage: Eukaryota; Ciliophora; Oligohymenophorea; Peniculida; Parameciidae
Exons: 7
Cellular component (GO): cytosol
Source: RefSeq, a predicted model, not a curated record
AUGCUAGAAUAUACUGGACAGACUAAAGCAAAUUCAGAAGGUUUCCAUUCAGUUGUAGACUCCGAUAUAGAAAGUUGGAUAAAAAGACCUAAAUCCAGUUCACAACAAGAUUAUCGAAAACUAUUUGAAUUAACAAAACAUUGUUACGCUGCAAAAUUGCCUUAAGCAAAUUGUGAUGAGAUUCCUGAGUUUGAUACUUAUGAGGAUUCCUUCUUACAAAGACCUUCUAUGUGUACGAAUAAAUCAAGCAAACAAAGCUAUGAAAUUAUGAAGGAGGAGAAGCAAUAGGAGAAAGAAUUAAUCACACCUAUAAAUGAUGAGGACAAGCAUUUGUUGUUGAGGAGUGAUCAAGAGCAAUGCAAAUUGUUAGCAAUCAAAAUGAAGAGUGGAGGAUGCUAUACAGGAUAGUGGUACAAAAGAAAACCACACGGUAUUGGGGAAUAUCUAUUUGCUGAUUCGAGUAGAUAUGUCGGAGAAUGGAAUAAUGGUUUUGCAAGCGGAAAGGGAGAGUAUUAUUAUGCUGAUGGUGGACACUAUAAAGGAGAAUUCCAUUUAAACAGCAUGCAUGGCACAGGAAUUUACAAAUACGCAGAUGGAACCGUAUAUGAUGGUCAAUGGAUGAAUGAUAAAUACCAUGGAUAUGGAAUUGAAAUAAAAAACGAAAGCCAAUAUAAGGGUAAGUUUAAGAAUGGUUUGAAACAUGGUCAAGGAACCUUGGUAUUUUCUAAUCAGGAAAAGUACGAGGGGUCAUUUGUGAAUGGUCUAUUUGAAGGGAAAGGAGUUUUUAUUUGGCCAGAUGGAAGAAGAUAUGAAGGAGAUUGGAAAAAAGGAGUGAUGCAUGGAUAAGGGAUGUUGCAAUGGUUAGAUGGUCGUAUCUACGUAGGACAGUAUGUGAAUGAUAAAAGACAAGGAUUCGGAACAUUCCAAUUUGCUGAUGGUCGUAAAUAUGCAGGUUAGUGGAUGAAUGGACUAUAACAUGGAUCAGGAGAGUUUACUGAAUUUCAUGGUUAAGUUACGAAAGGAGUUUGGAGAGACGGCAAAUUGUUUUCAAUUUAUUGA